Messenger RNA from Aphanomyces invadans, 1413 nucleotides. Its product is annotated as TKL protein kinase. The transcript is spliced from 2 exons. Gene Ontology annotation, biological process: protein phosphorylation. Bases 98 to 1381 code for a protein of 427 amino acids. Gene Ontology annotation, molecular function: ATP binding; protein kinase activity. The record is from RefSeq and is a predicted model, not a curated record. NCBI's taxonomy places the organism in Eukaryota, Oomycota, Saprolegniomycetes, Saprolegniales, Verrucalvaceae.
GUGCGGUGGAGUUACUCACUCCCGCCCCUGAGCCGCCCACAACUGGCCCCUCGACAGCAGCCGACAGCAACAUUCGUCCGCACGAGCGCAAGUGAUCAUGGCCGAGUCCAUGAAGUCGCAAUACCUCCGCAAGCUCGAGGACGGCGGUUCCAACACGCUGAAUAUUGUCCUUGGCACAGCGACGGGUGUGAUUAUCCUCGUGAUCUUGGGCCUAUGCUGCCAUUCCAAGCGCAAAUCCAAGCAACGCCGCGAAGCGAGGCGGUUGCGCCGUGAACGGCAAGGUAUUGCAGCGUCCGGUAUUCCCAAGGACAGCGACGUGUACAUGGAAGCGGACAACCGCACGAUCAACCUGCCCAUGAUGGGCCAUCAACACAAUCAUGGAAAACAACGCGACGAACAAGACAUUUACAUCAUGCGCAACAGCGAAGACGUCGACUACCAUGGGAACCAUGCGUACCAAAAUAUUUCAAACCCCGCCAAAAUGUCCGCCCCCUUGCCGUUCAAGAUGGACGCGACCCUACUGAAGGCCAAGGUGGACUACACCGACAUCCAGUACACGCGGAAAUUGAGCAAGGGAGCGUUUGGCGAAGUCUGGCUCGGUCAGUUUCAAGGGAAUUACGUCGCAAUCAAGCAGAUCCUCGAGGAGCGCAAGACAGACGCCAAGGAGAUCGAGUGCUUCGUCGCCGAGAUCAAGCUCAUGGCGACUUUCCAGCACCCGAACAUCGUGGACUUUCUCGGGUUCUCGUGGAACCCCAAGGACGCCAACUUGUGUGCCAUGACCGAGUACAUGAAGAACGGCGACUUGUUUGUGUUCCUGCAGAAGCGAAAAGCAACAUUGACGUGGCAGCACGACAAGCUUCAAAUUGCAAUCGACAUUGCUCAAGCUCUGGUGUAUCUCCACUCGCUCAGCCCCAAGGUCAUCCACCGCGACCUCAAAUCCAAGAACGUGCUGUUGGACGAUCGUUGCACGGCAAAGUUGAGCGACUUUGGCAUUUCCCGUCUGCGUCAGCUCGAAGAAACGAUGACUGCAGGUGUCGGGACGGCUCUGUGGGCCGCGCCCGAGGUGUUCUUGGCCAAGAAGUACAACGAUCGUGCCGAUGUGUACUCUCUGGGUGUCGUGCUGUCGGAACUCGACACGUGCGCGAUCCCGUAUGCCGACCAAGCCGUUGGAAAGAAUGGAAAGCUGGACGGGAUGGCCGUGGUGAAGCUUGUGACGCAGCAAAAAGCCAAGCCAACGUUCUCCGAGUCGUGCCCGCAAGCAGUCCGCGCAUUGGCGUUCCAGUGUCUCGACUACGAGCCGGACAACCGUCCGUCUGCCGCCGAAGUCGUCGAGAUCCUAAAGAACCGCGUCCGGCCAGCAUUAGAGCGUACCUCUUAUUAGUACUUUAUCCAACAUCUCGUCCAAGGAUUCCA